Messenger RNA from Trifolium pratense (red clover), 2149 nucleotides. RefSeq names its product transcription factor bHLH90. The transcript is spliced from 8 exons. Lineage: Eukaryota; Viridiplantae; Streptophyta; Magnoliopsida; Fabales; Fabaceae. The record is from RefSeq and is a predicted model, not a curated record. Gene Ontology annotation, biological process: regulation of DNA-templated transcription. Gene Ontology annotation, molecular function: protein dimerization activity; sequence-specific DNA binding; DNA-binding transcription factor activity. The coding region runs from base 220 to 1617 and encodes 465 amino acids. Gene Ontology annotation, cellular component: nucleus.
GUUAAAAACAACUUCUGGUCCCGAAAAUCCGGACAGGUGCAAGUGCAAUAGUACCCUUGUCAGAAAGAUUUGCUGCUACUGAUCACAAUGGUACACCACUCCCUAAUUUAUUAACAAACCUGUACUGUACCAUGUGCUUCAACUUGUAGAAAACCACUUUAAAUAGAGACGCACAAAAGGUGUAUGUAGAAAAACCACACUGAAAAAGUUCUAAAGAUAAUGCUUUCACAGGAGGUGACAAUGAGUAAUAUUGAUGUUGUUCAACUGCUUAGACCCUUUGUUCAGACUAAAGCUUGGGAUUAUAUUGUUGUUUGGAAAUAUGGAAAUGACCCAACUAGGUUUAUUGAGUGGAUGGGUUGUUGCUGUUGUGGUGGAAACAUGAAUAUCAAAGAGGAAAUGGAUGAAGAAUACCAUUUGGCUCCUAUUUGUAGGGAUUCCCUUUUUCAUCAUUCAGUUAGAACAAAGACUUGUGAGGCUAUUGCCAACCUUCCUUAUGCAAUGUCUCUCUAUUCUGGUGUCCAUGCAGAGGUUGCAAUAUCCCAACAACCAAGAUGGCUUAUCCAUGAGGACUCAACUGGAACCCAAGUUUUGAUCCCUAUUAUUGGUGGUCUUGUUGAGCUUUUCACUGAAAAGCUGAUCCCAAAAGAUAUAUAUAUCAUGGAGUUCAUAUCCGCACACUGUUUUGUCUCUAUAAACCAAGAAGCCAUAUCUGCACAGAGCUACACCAACAUGAACUUCAAUGAGCAUUGUUACACUUUAAAUCCUGGUCUAGCUGGAGAAAACCAUAGCAGCUCUAAUCCUGGCAUUGAAGGACCCUCCAAUGGAUCUAAUCCUUCAACUGAGCACCUAUCAUUCGAUUCAAACUUUGGUUGCUUGAUUCCACAUGAAUAUCUGAAUCAACCAGUUAAAAUAUCUCCUGUACCAAAAGUUAAAUGCCGCAGAUACAAUAAUACUUCAGCGAAAUGUCAGAGUAGUUUGAGUUUCCAUAGUGGCAAUGGAGAAGAAGAUAAAGAAAAAAUUUACAGGGGGGAGCCCAAAAAGGAAGUGUAUCAUGCUAAAAAUCUCAUCACAGAGAGAAAUAGGAGGAAAAGAAUCAAAACCGGGCUUUUUACUCUAAGGUCUCUAGUCCCUAAUAUAACCAAGAUGGAUAGAGCAGCAAUUCUUGGGGAUGCGAUUGAAUAUAUAAAGGAAUUGCAGAGGCAAGAGAUAGAACUUCAAGAUGAGGUCAAGGCUUUAGAAGUUGAGGACUGUGAGAAGAACACACUACAAUUUAGGGUGAAAAGAGACAACGAACAAGAAGAAGGAACCAAAAGUCUACCUCUCACUGCGAUUAAGCAAAAUUCUUCUGAUUCCACUAGAAAUACACAGAUGAAGUUGCAAGUAGAAGUGAAUCGUAUUGGCAGAACAGAUUUCAUGAUUAAGUUGUGCUGUGAGCAUAAGCAAGGUGGGUUUUCAAGGUUGAUGGAAGCUAUAGAUUCAUUUGGACUCAAUAUGGUAAAUGCAAACAUGACCACAUUUGAUGGAAAAGUCCUGAACAUUCUAAUGGUUGAGGCAACUGCGCAGGAUAUUUCCGCAACAAAACUUAGAGAAUAUCUGAUAAAGCAUUUAACAAGUUGAGGAAAAUGGUGGAGUGGUUAUUAACUAUAUAAACUUGUCGGUUAACAACUUGGUUAUCGUCUGUAAAUAAGCAACAGAAAAAGUUGGACUACAAACCUAACUUGAAUAUCCAUUUUUCUUGGAUUCAAAAAAAGAACAAUUGACUAACUCCUGAAUCCUGACAAUGAUUAUGCUACAAAACUGUAUUGUAUGACUAGUAAUCAAUGAUCUUUUCUUGUUUGUGGCUUCAUAUGAUUGCAGAAAGACUCUAAAUUCGUAAUCAUAUAUACUGCUAGAAUUUAUAAUGGAAAAAUAGGCCACCAUAUCAACUAUCAAAACUACUUACAUUUUGGUUAUCAAUUUCACUGUAUCGUUCCUAAUGUGUAGUACGAAAUUCAAAUAUUCCGAAUCCAACAUCAUUAAGAGAUACCUAUCAAACAAAAUUUAUCUUUUUACAAAAAUUGGAGGGAGAAAAGAGUUUAAGUAAUGCUUUUAUACAGUAUUGAUUCUAGCUCAAAUUCUUGUUAGUCCUUGUAAAACCCAAAGCAUGUUG